AUGGGGUGUGCUUUUGGGAGAGAGAUCUCAUCAUCUGGGCCCGCUAGCGGCGAGUUUGUAGCUGGGAAAGGGAGGGAAAAGAGAGAGGAGAGAAGUUCGGCCGUGCCUACGUCGAGGAGAGAGAAAGUACUUGCUUCGGAAAGUAAGGCAGAUGGCGGCGGCGCUAGUGGAAUUCAAAAUGGUAUGGAUCAGAAGGAACAGCAGAAGGAUGGGAAUGCACGGCCUCAAAGAGGUGAGAGGAGAAGGUCGAAGCCGAAUCCCAGGCUGAGCAAUCCUCCUAAGAACAUCCACGGGGAGCAAGUGGCAGCAGGAUGGCCAGCUUGGCUGUCUGCGGUAGCCGGAGAGGCUAUCAAUGGCUGGACCCCACGUCGGGCAGAUACAUUUGAAAAAAUUGACAAGAUUGGGCAAGGGACUUAUAGUAAUGUGUAUAAAGCUAGAGAUGCUAUAACGGGUAAGAUUGUUGCCCUGAAGAAGGUUAGAUUCGAUAAUUUGGAACCCGAAAGCGUGAGAUUUAUGGCUAGGGAGAUAUUGAUCUCACGCCGCUUGGAUCAUCCAAAUGUUGUCAAAUUGCAAGGAUUAGUGACGUCAAGGAUGUCAUGUAGUUUGUACCUCGUGUUUGAUUAUAUGGACCAUGAUUUGGCUGGCCUUGCUUCUAGCCCUGCAAUCAAGUUUACAGAGCCUCAGGUUAAAUGUUUCAUGCAUCAGCUAUUGUCUGGUCUUGAACACUGCCACAACCGCCAUGUGUUACAUCGUGAUAUUAAGGGGUCGAAUCUCCUUAUUGAUAGUGGAGGAGUUCUUAAGAUUGCUGAUUUUGGGUUGGCUUCGACUUUUGACCCGAACAAUAAGCAGCCCAUGACUAGUCGGGUGGUUACUCUUUGGUAUAGGCCGCCAGAGCUGCUUCUUGGGGCCACUGACUACGGUGUAGGUGUGGACUUGUGGAGUGCUGGGUGCAUUUUAGCUGAGCUAUUUGCUAGGAAGCCCAUUAUGACUGGGCGAACAGAGGUGGAACAGCUGCACAGGAUUUUCAAGCUAUGUGGUUCUCCUUCAGAAGAAUAUUGGAAAAAGUCAAAGCUACCACAUGCAACCAUAUUCAAGCCCCAGCAAGCAUAUAAAAGAUGCAUAGUAGAGACAUUUAAAGAUUUUCCCCAAUCGUCACUUCCAUUAAUCGAUACUCUCCUCGCAAUUGAUCCAGCUGAGCGUCGAACUGCUACAGCUGCACUAAAGAGUGAAUUCUUCACAACCAUGCCUUAUGCAUGUGAUCCUUCCAGCCUUCCAAAGUAUCCACCGAGUAAGGAGAUUGAUGCUAAGCGUCGGGAUGAAGAAGCUAGAAGGAUAAGAGUUGCUGGUAAAGCCGGUGCAGAUAGUGUAAAGAAAGCACGUCCACGUGAUCGAGCAAGGGCAAUCCCUGCUCCUGGCGCCAAUGCUGAGCUGCAAACAAAUAUUGAUAGACGACGACUAAUUACGCAUGCAAAUGCAAAGAGCAAAAGUGAAAAAUUUCCUCCUCCACACCAGGAUGGAGGUCUUGGUUAUCCUCUGGGAUCUUCUCAUCACAAUGACCCGGGCUUUGAUCCUCCCGAUGUCCCAUUCACUUCCAUGAAUUUGUCGUAUGCAAAAGAGCCCAUGCAAACUUGGUCGGGCCCAUUGGUGGAACCUGAUGCUUUAGGUGCUCCAAGAAGAAAGUCGAAGCCAUCAAAUAAGGAUUCUCGAAAAGAUAAAGAUUCUAGUUGGAAUAAGGAGAAAGAAAUUGUAUAA
Messenger RNA from Fraxinus pennsylvanica, 1752 nucleotides. The record is from the annotation of a GenBank genome assembly. NCBI's taxonomy places the organism in Eukaryota, Viridiplantae, Streptophyta, Magnoliopsida, Lamiales, Oleaceae.